UCGCUCGAGGUCGAUAUGCAUCUGCUCAUCGAGUACGAUCACAAGCUGGCCGUAAUGGUGCUCGAGUCGCCCACCCGCUACCUACCGCUGUUCAGCCAGGCCUGCACAACAGCACAGACACGCGCCAAGCAGCGAUCACACCUUUCGCCCGAAUUCACUGUCAAAGAGGAUGUGCAGGUGCGGAUAACACACUUGCCCAACCACCCGUCCCUUGUGCGCAUGAAAAUCCCCGGAUCUGAAGACAUUGGCAAGCUGGUGAGCAUUUCUGGCACUGUAAUUCGCACCGGCGUGGUCAAAAUGAUGGAGACGCAGCGCCUAUAUGUGUGCGGUAAAUGCCGCGGAUCGUUCAUGAUGCCAGCAGAGGUGGAGCAGUACAACUACAUUCCAAAGCCAACUCGCUGCAUGCUACCACUGACACCGGCGACGCCCUGCAAUACUGUGCAGACUUACCAGGAGAUUAAGGUCCAGGAGCAGGUCGGCCGGCUGAUGCUGGGCACGAUUCCACGAGCAAUCGUAAUCAUCCUUGAGCACGAUCUUGUCGACCUGGCAAAGUCUGGCGAUUCAGUCACAAUCACCGGCGUCAUAAUCCGUCGCUGGCGUCCGGCAAUGGUCGGCGAGCGACCUGACAUCGCCAUUAUCAUGCGCGCCAACAGUGUGCUAGUCCAUAACGAGCAGAAUUCGCAGAUCACCAUCACCAACGACCUCAAAGACGAAUUCAGGUCCUUCUGGGAUGCCCACAAAGCGAUGCCGUUCAGCGGGCGCGACGUCAUUGUUCGUAGUAUGUGCCCACAGGUAUUCGGAUUAUACUACGUGAAACUAGCCGUGAUGCUCGUGCUCAUCAGCGGCGUGGCGCGUACCGAUCCGUCUGGGCUACGAGUGCGCGGUGAGGCGCACAUGCUGCUGGUAGGCGAUCCGGGCACGGCAAAGUCGCAAUUCCUAAAGUAUGCCGCCCAGCUGGUGCCUCGUUCGGUCCUGACCACAGGUAUUGGCUCGAGCAGCGCUGGCCUUACAGUUACAGCGGUCAAAGAUGGGUCCGAGUGGCAGCUGGAGGCUGGUGCACUGGUGCUUGCAGAUCGCGGACUAUGCUGUAUCGACGAGUUUGGCAGCAUCCGGGAGGCCGAGAAAAGCACAAUUCUAGAGGCCAUGGAGCAACAGAGCAUUUCGGUUGCUAAGGCAGGGAUUGUGUGUAAACUCAACUCGCGCUGCUCGGUCUUGGCAGCGAUGAACCCCAAAGGCAGGUUCGACGUGAACGAGAGUCUGUCUAUUAAUGUCGCUCUAUCAACGCCGCUGCUCAGUCGCUUUGAUCUUGUGCUGAUUCUGCUUGAUACCCACGAUGCUGAAUGGGACAAGACCGUUUCAGAUUUUUUGCUGCCCUCGAUGAUGGAUAUGGAUGAUCCCUCACAGGCAGCACCAAAUCAGAUGCGUGCUAGCAGCUCAUGGCCAUUCGAAAAGCUGCAGGCGUACAUUGCCUUUGUCAAAAGUUCAUUCCAGCCUGAGUCUACUUCUGCCAGCGAGCAGGUGCUGACCAGAUACUACCAAGCCCAGCGCCAAAGGGAUCAGCUCAAUGCUGCACGAACCACGAUCAGGCUGUUGGAGAGUUUGAUUCGUCUGUCGCAGGCGCAUGCACGCCUCAUGUUCCGAAACAAGGUACUAGUACAGGAUGCAGUGGUCGCCGUUGUGCUGAUGGAAACAACAAUGCUUUCUGCGUCAAUUCUGGGCUCGACUGACGCGCUACACACAAAGUUCCCUGAUGACCCUGAGGGAUUUUAUUGGGAACUCGAGGACAAUGUGCUCAAGCACCUGGGGCUUGAAGAGCUGAGCACACGCCAGUGAAUAUUGCACAUAUCCUGGUUAGACUUGUGGUCUUAUAUGUGGAUACCCUGCAUCAGCAGUCGUUUAAAAUAAAUGCAGCGCCUGGG
Molecule: messenger RNA, 1919 nt
Organism: Linderina pennispora
Lineage: Eukaryota; Fungi; Kickxellomycota; Kickxellomycetes; Kickxellales; Kickxellaceae
Product: MCM-domain-containing protein
Exons: 3
Coding region: 16-1833 (605 amino acids)
Biological process (GO): double-strand break repair via homologous recombination
Cellular component (GO): MCM complex; nucleus
Molecular function (GO): single-stranded DNA helicase activity; ATP hydrolysis activity; ATP binding
Source: RefSeq, a predicted model, not a curated record